Messenger RNA from Closterium sp. Yama58-4, 1056 nucleotides. The record is from the annotation of a GenBank genome assembly. NCBI's taxonomy places the organism in Eukaryota, Viridiplantae, Streptophyta, Zygnematophyceae, Desmidiales, Closteriaceae.
AUGACGUCACUAGCAGGAUGGCCGACUGGCGCAGUAGAAGGCGAAGACGUGGUCCGGACAAUAUUCAUAACGGGUUUUCCGCCAGACACCAAGGAGCGCGAGCUGCAGAACCUGCUGCGCUGGUGGCCGGGCUACGAGUCGUGCCAGCUGUCGUACAAGGGCGACCAGCCAAUGGGCUUCGCGCUCUUCUCCACGUCAGCCAUGGCCUUCGCCGCUCGCGACGCCCUGCAGAUGUGUUUCCAUUUUCCCCUGCUGUGUGUGCAGGGGCUGUUGUUUGAUGUCGAGUCCAAUGCGGUGCUGCGAGCGGAAAUGGCCAAGAAGAACCUCUUCAGAAAAAAGGGUGCUGAGGAUCCCGCCAAGAGGCUCCGCGUUGCUGACGCCUUGACCUCCUAUGUGGUGCCCGGAGCUGCCUCUUAUGAUCCCUAUGGUGCUGCUGCAGCGGCCGCCUUCGCUGCUGCAGCCGUUGGAUCAGCUCCUGCUGCUGUCAUGCCGCGCACUGUAGCAUCGACAUACACUCCCUCCAAGGUAUACAAGGACAACCCGCCAUGCAACACGCUCUACAUUGGCAAUCUCAGCCCGUUUGUGAACGAAACAGAAAUCCUCAGCGUCUUCGGCACCCAACCGGGGUAUGUCCAAAUGAAGCUGACGAGGCAAGGCGUGACCAACACAUGCUGCUUCGUGCAAUACUCUGACAUAGCGUCAGCAUCAGCAGUGCAUGCGGCGUUACAAGGCACCUCCCUCGCCUCAUCAGACAGAGGUCCCAUCCGCAUUCAGUUCUCCAAGAACCCCCUCGGAGUUAAGGGGCCGGGCUUCGGGGGAGGAAUGGGGGGAAUGGGGGGAAUGGGGGGAGUGGGCGGAGUGGGCGGAGUGGGCGGAGCGGGGGAGUUUGGGGGCGCUGUGAAGAGUGAGAUAGGGCCAGUGGCGGAACCCCCCCCUGCAGGAACGGACGGAGGAGCAGGGGGAGCUGCUGGGGUAGGAGGGGCGAUGAAGGCAGAGGCGAUUGGGGCAGAGGCGGCAGCAGCUGCGGCGCUGGCAGCAGCGAGUGGGUUGACCUAG